This is a messenger RNA of Sycon ciliatum, 2825 nucleotides long. RefSeq lists its product as uncharacterized. NCBI's taxonomy places the organism in Eukaryota, Metazoa, Porifera, Calcarea, Leucosolenida, Sycettidae. Gene Ontology annotation, cellular component: Golgi cisterna membrane. The record is from RefSeq and is a predicted model, not a curated record. Bases 342 to 2462 code for a protein of 706 amino acids. Gene Ontology annotation, molecular function: glucuronosyl-N-acetylgalactosaminyl-proteoglycan 4-beta-N-acetylgalactosaminyltransferase activity. The transcript is spliced from 3 exons.
AUGUGCCUAUUAAUAAUAAUUAUUUCAGGCAGUGGAGCGCUGAUGUUGCUCAAGUACUGCACUGACUGAGGAUAGGACUGCAAAGUCGUUGCAGGAGACGGAGACUGGGUCCUUGAUUGUUUGAGUACCCAAACUUUUGACGUUUUGUUCGUUUGACUGAUCCAGGUGUGUGUGCGUGCCGCGGCGGCGAUGAGGCAGUGGAAGAACAUGUAGCAAAUUAUUAUUUUAUACUAAAAAAUCAUACGGUUUGUUUCUAUUGCAUGAUUUGGAUCAGGAGAUCCCCUUGACAGGUCAUCGCCUCUGUGAGAUCCUUCAAAAUAAAGAUUAGGAUUGACAGCACAAUGCCAAUGGCCCGCUGUGAGUCGGCAGUGCGUGCGCUGGCACUGUUGGUGCUGUGCGUCGUGACGUGCAACGUUCUCGUGUCCUCCAUAUGGCCUAUGCUAGUGGCCAGUCUGCAGAGAGAGUGUCCGGCACAGGCCACCACCGCCGCUAGCGCUGUGACCUCCGCUGACGUGACCGCUUUCAGAACGACGACGGCAUCAAGAGCCCACACCACUGUGCCACGUGUCCGGAAACAAAAACAAGAACAGCACCAGCAGCAGCAGCAACAACAGCAUCAGCACCAGCAGCAACAGCAGCCGCAGCCAUGGCUUGCAGGCGUAGCCAUGACUACCAGCAACAGCAGGGAGGCCUACAAUAAUGUGGCUACAGACCCCGAAGCGGACGAUUUAGAAGCAAUGGCGGCCGCAAUUCUUCAAGAAGAAAUAGAGCGGCUGCAACAAGAACGCGACUUGAAGCUGCUUCUCGUUACCCAGCUUGAGACGGAAGUUGCUGAAGGAGAUGUGAAAUCUAGAAAAGAAGGUGAAGGCACAACCAGAGGACCACUCAACAAUGCCGCCAGCACGGCCGUGUUGCCGUAUCGACAGAAGUACGAUGCUUUCGCAGACUUGGACGAGAAUGCCACCGAGGUGCACGUGUGGAGCGCGUUUGACCGUGCGUUCUUCUUCGACCGCGGGCCCAACCCCCAGGACCCGCCAAGCGGACGACUCACUCGCGCUCGCCGGGUUGAAGUCGAACUGGUGGUACGCACAUCCGUGAAGUCACUACCAGAGUUGCAAGGACGAGGGAACGCUACGCCGAGAGCCACUCUCUUGUUCGGCUACAAGCAGACCGCUCGUCAUCUGGGCACAAGGUACGAUCUAUAUUUUCAGCUAUCAACUGAACAGGGCACGUCCGUACAGAGAGUACAGCUGAUACGUCCCCUUGGCGAUCUGAUACUUCACCGUGACAAAGGCUUUGUUAGAGCGGCACCGUCGAAAGCGUCGUCACGGCAACGCACGCCACGCCUACACGUUCUAGUACCGGCGAGCACUCGUGGUCAGCUUCACCGCCUGUCUGAGUUCAUUGCUCACCUGGUCAACACUACUGCUGCCUCAAGCCGAGCGCGGCAAACAUGGCUCUUGCGAACAGUCACGUUCACUCUGAUCGUCAUGACUACCGACAAACGCACCCUGGAACACGUGACUAAUGUCGUGCGCAACAGUGUCGGUGAGGCGUCGCUGGCAGAUCGUUUCAAUGUUGCGUUUAUCAACGCCAGUGAGUUUGAUUGGCGCUUGGCAAUUAAACGGUUGCCAUCACGACAUGCUCAGGGUGGCAGCAGCGACGAUACUGAAGACAUUCUCGCUGUCCUGGAAACGGAUCAUCUGGCCAGUCCGACGACCCUGCAGCGUUGCCUAGCGAUGGUGUCGAGUGGCAAGCGUGCGUUCUGGCCAGUGCCGCUCCGCCUGUACAAUCCACGGCUUGUUCCCAUGGCAACGAUGCGCGGCAAGCGGCUGAAGGUGGCAAAUGGUCUUGGCACAUGGCAAGUGGAUGACUUCUCGGCAUUCUGCAUGGCCAGGUCGGAUGUUGCGUCGGCGUUGGGCGCAAUACAAGACCAGCACCCGUCCACGCGUAGUACCAACACACCGGAGCUGGGAGAACUUCUCUUCAAGCAUGGCCAGCGCUCGGCGGCUGGGCAGGUGCGCAUGAUGCGUGCGCCCGAGCCCACCCUCUUCAGACAGUACCGGCCAAUGAAGUGCACACUGCCACGGCCAGCACCGCCGGAAGAAGAGAUCCCAGAUCAGGGUGCAGGGACAGGGGACAAGAUACGUCAUCAUCAUGGCCCUAGUAGCAGCAGCAACAACAGAAACAAGGAGUCCACCAGCCAUACCGACAUGACGAGCACAUCCUAUGUAGCUGUAACAGCACAACACAACAAGCAUAGCCCAUUGCCAGUACAACACAACAAGCAUAGCCCAUUGCCAGUACAACAACACGGUGCCAUUGAGAGAUGUCUUGGCAAGAAAGCCGUCGCUCAGGCGCCGCAGAGCGUUCUGUCGCAAGUGUACUUCGGGCCGUCAGCGGAAAAGGAGAAGCUGUUUGCUGCUGAGAAGAGAGUAAUGCAAGCCUUGGGCACUUCCUAGCACUAAACAUAUACCGGCAGCCAUGGACGCUAUACUCUGUCUCAAGCUUCACUGUUCCUGAUUCUACACAACAUUGCUGCUUUGAAUCAGGGAGUAGAUAUCUUACUACUCCCUGCUUUGCAGGAUGCAUACUACUAUGCUGUUGCGGACAUUGAAAUCCGUUCGGAUGUCAAGCGGCCGCGGGGCGCUGGCCUCGCGGCCAUGCACAAGUGGAGAACCCCUGGAUAGGCUGCGCGCCUCUGGGUCAUCCCCGAAAUAAAGACAAUGAUAAUGAGCACUGCUGCUCCAUGGUUGCAAUGCGUGUACGCGCUAGGCAAGUUUGUUUGUUUGUAUACUUUAUUUGAAGCAAGUAAAGCCCCCCCC